GGCAUGUUAUUACCAAUUAUUUUUCUAUGGUACUCUGAAUUCCUAGACAGAUCUCUCAAAUGAGAGCACCAAUUUUAUGAUACCUCUCUUGCAGGGUAUGACAAGCUCUUCAACUUCUAUCCAUUUGCAUUUGGAAUGCUUGCAGUCCGGCAAGCCUGGAGCUUGGUUUACUUUUUGCUGAUCUUGCUUUUGUCAAUAUCGUACACGGUAGUUGGUAUAGCAGUUCUCGAAGAAAGCAUAUAUGACGAUUUUCCAGUGAUGAUACGGUAUCGUAGCUACAUCAGAGUCAUCCUCUGUAUUCUUGGAUUCCUGAUCGGUGUCAGCGACAAUCUCUUGACGGGUUCAAGCAGUUACAAUGAUGAUAUCACGCUACAAUUUGGGCACUGGUUAACAAUCGUCCUGGUCUUUGUCCUUACAUUCAGCAUAGGGUACGUUUAUGGCACACAGCGAUUCUCCGAUGACAUAAACUUUUUGAAUGUAAGUCAGCCUGCUACAUUUUGGAAAAUAUGUUGGAAGAGUUGUCCUUUUGGCAUUCUGAUUUUAAUUGGAAAGGAGAUAAUUGCCAUAAAAUUUUCUCUCAAAAAUGUCGCCGAAAUUACAUCAAGCAUUGCUUACGCGCUCGUUCUCACCAUGGCAGUUUUUCGUCUACUACACUUAAUCGUCAUGUCCAUCAAGGCAAGAAAUGUCACAGGCAUGUUGUUUCAAGCUACGCCACAAUGGGGACCUCCAGAUCAGGAGGAUCGUAGAAUUCGCAACACUUACAACCCCAGGGAAGAAACCAGGUACUGGCGGAGAAAUAAUCUCUGCACACACCGUUGCCUUAUAAAUAAUAAGUUGAUCAAGACCAUCGUCGCCCAAGAGGUAGCCUCCAGGGUCAGGACACAAGACAAAGACGUGUUGCACAAGGAUUUCUCCAAAGUUAUGGCCCAGUCAAAACAAAAUCAGGCCAUUUUUGCCAUUGAAAAGGUCUCAAGUACUGAGCUUGAGGCCUUUGAGGAAGAAGUGGAGCAGAAAAUAAAGUUUCUCGAAAAGACAAGAGAGAUAGCGGCCAAGCUACGUAGCCAAUCUAUUUCACCAAAAAAUCAGAUGAAGGCUAUAGAAUCUACAGAUGCUUUAGACCAACGAAUCGAGGAAAUUGUUCGGCAAGCAGAGCAGAAGGCUCAAUUAGAAAAUAGAAAUGAUAAGAAGACAGAACAGAAAACAUUUUCUAAAACAAGACAUAAACAGAUGCCAACAUUUGUGCCAAAAGAUACACCAAGACCAAGAAAGCAAGUUCUGAAAACUAGACUACCAGUGGAACGUAAGAGCAUUGGGGAAAAACAACUGGCUAACAUUCACACCUACACAGUUCAGAUUCCAGAUUUUAACUUGAACCCAUUAAAAAGAGCCCACCCCCAAUCAGCAUUCAUGAAGAGCACUCCAAGACUCGAGGUUGUAAAAAUGCUAAAGGAACCAAAUCAGAAUACUGCACCUGUUUUGAACAAAUUGCAUGUAAUAGCUCCUGUACUUUCCCUGCUGGCUGGAUCUUCCAAGUCAACACCCACCAGUUUGUCACAAAGAAAGUUUGCCGGAGUGGGGCCAAAACCAGUAGAGUCCCAUUUUCCACCAAAAAUGCCCUUGAAUUCAUCACUUUUGUCUGUAUUGACUCCUGAGCUGGGGUCAUCCGCUACAUCUUCAAGUACUUUGACAAAGGAAGCUGGAUCAUCUUGUUGCCAAAUUCAGAACAUUCGUGAAACUGAGAAAACGAAUAUGACUUUUGAGUCACUACCACUUCAAAUUCCCUCGAUAUCAGAAAGUUUGGAAAGCUUCUUGGAUUGUUCAGAACUUCACUUAUUGAACCACGACUUGGUCCUACGGGAUAUCAUAUAUUCAGUUCACCCGCAAUUAAUAUCAAAUGAGGUAACACCUGCAUGUCAUGAGAUGCCUUGAACUCCUGUGUAAGGUUGAUGACUCAUCAUUUGGGUUUUUCAAGUUUAGUGUUAUUUUACUGCAACAGUAAUUACCUACUCUACUUUGGGUUUACUCAAGAAAUAAUAUAAAUAUUGUGAGAGGUAUGUAAGUGACAUCAAACUCGGUAGUAACUUUUCGAAAAAUC
Molecule: messenger RNA, 2095 nt
Organism: Athalia rosae (coleseed sawfly)
Lineage: Eukaryota; Metazoa; Arthropoda; Insecta; Hymenoptera; Athaliidae
Exons: 8
Coding region: 136-1929 (597 amino acids)
Biological process (GO): sodium ion transmembrane transport
Cellular component (GO): membrane
Molecular function (GO): L-amino acid transmembrane transporter activity
Source: RefSeq, a predicted model, not a curated record